UGUCUCACAACUUGAAACGUACAGUGACAUCUAACAUGUAGUCAGAUUAAAUCUCUUCUACCCAGCAUCUGAGCCUUUUUUUCUGGGACAUGGAGUUAGGGAAACAUGAAAAGGAAAUCCCAGCAAAAGAGACCUUAAAAGAAAAGCUGACGCUGCGUCCUACAUAUGGACAACGGACAGAGGAAAGAGAUCUUCAUGUCGCCAGUCCACUAAAGUUCCUCAAUACAGAACAGGUCCCUUCUGGUGAAUCUGGAAGCAAACCCUUGACCUUCACAUUUGUUCCAUAUAUUGGACAGCUUCCAACUCACUCUGAAGUUGUAGAUGCCUCCAAAUUCCUUGUGAAAAUUUCAGAAGAGCCAAAUGCUGACACUAGACAAGAAAUUAUAAAUAAGUCUCACAUACCUUCUGGUGACCUGGCCUUCAAAAGUCAAUUCCAGCAGGACAGCAAAUCUACCUUUCACCCAGAGAGCACCCAAAAGAUUUUCCAGCCCCAAGGGCAUAACACAGGCAAAAUAAAAAUGCAGGAGAAUGACCUUUUUAAGGCUGAAUUUAUCUUUAUUACGGACUCUGGUGAAGAAGAUGAAGAAACUAUUGCCAGAAACAAAGUUCAACCGCCUUCUAUAGGGAGCUACGGGCAUACAAUAUUCCAGUCCUCCAACACAUCUCUUGAUCCUACUGCAUCGAACAAACCUCUUAGUGACAUGAAUGCUCCACGGUCACAAGGAGCAGCACUUACUCGCAGUUCUACUGGUCAGCAAUACAAGAUCAAGACAAGUUACAAGGCUUUUGCAGCAAUCCCUACAAACACAUUGCUUAUGGAGCAGAAGGCAUUAGAAGAGCCAACUAAGAAAGCAAGUGAGACUGAGCUCACCACUUUGGACACACAUUCAGAGAUGUGCUCCCCUGCCCAGCUCAGGCAGCAAACUGAAGAACUCUGCGCAACCAUUGAUCAAGUCUUACAGGAUCCAUUGCCUAUGCGCCGGUGUGAAUCUUCCCCAAGUUUCCUGCAGACACCCAUGGAUUCAGAUACAGGCAAAAUGUCUACAGUGCCGCAGAGAACAGCUGGAAGGGAAACCAAAUAUGCUAAUCUUUACUUAUCAGCACCUGGAAUGACAGAGAGUCAAUUGACAAAACCUGGUGUCAUUCGUCCAGCACCAGUGAAAACAAAAAUCUUGUUAAAAAAAGAGGAACCAUAUCAACCGAAUCCUUUCAAAAAAUAUCUUGAAGAAAGCAGAGACCCAGAUAUUGAACAGGACACUGCUCCCUGCCACCUUCUGUAUCUGACUAAACCGAUCCCUCCAACUCAGUCCCCAUUACAUCCACAGUCUAUCUCCCAUGCUGACUCUCUAAUCCCUGGACCCUUCAGUCAUUUGUCUUGCAUCCUAUGUGAAGUUCCUGAGAAUUCUUAUAGUCCUUACAGUCACAACAGUUUGUAUAAUAAGCCCAGUCAUCCUAUCGUGCCUAUUCCAGAAAAUGAAGCACUAAGCUCAAAGGAGCUUCAUUCUGCAACAACACAAAACAAAUCAAACCUGCUGCCUACCCAUGAAAGCAAAGAAACAAGCAAAGGAAAAUUUCCAGAGCCUGAAAACACUCUCUACAGUGAGAGAUUCAUACCUGCAGAAGAGCAGAGGGACACUGCUUUAAAAUCCACUUAAGAGGCUUCCAAAGAGACAAUUUUGUGUCUCUGCCAGCUGUCACUAGGAUCAGAAGCUAAAACUGUAGUAUUUUGAAGCCUAUUCCAAAGCUGUGAUGAAAUCCAAGCCACAGAUGAAUAUAAAGGUUGCGUUUUAGAAUUGCUUUUAUAUAUAACUGCUAUGCAGCAAAUAGCAUUUGAAGAUAUAUUCAAGAGAUAAUCUGGAAUGUACUAGCA
Molecule: messenger RNA, 1870 nt
Organism: Gavialis gangeticus (Gharial)
Lineage: Eukaryota; Metazoa; Chordata; Crocodylia; Gavialidae
Gene: MLIP
Product: muscular LMNA interacting protein
Exons: 16
Coding region: 90-1655 (521 amino acids)
Biological process (GO): negative regulation of transcription by RNA polymerase II
Cellular component (GO): sarcolemma; PML body; nuclear envelope
Molecular function (GO): lamin binding; transcription corepressor activity
Source: RefSeq, a predicted model, not a curated record